AUGGAUUUCGUAAACAAAGCCAAAGAUGCCCUCAAAGGCAGCUCCUCAGGAAGCACCGGUACAACUACCAACAACACAGCUGGAAAAGAAGACUAUGGUGAUAAAGGCCUCGAUUUCAUCGAAAAGAAAACAGGACAUACAUUAUCCCGAGAACAAAAUGAGAAGAUUACAGAUGGAGCGAGGAAUUUGUAUGAGAAGCAGACUGGGGGUGGGGAUUAUGAUGUUGGGGAUGGGGUUAUACUUUACUUAUGA
Molecule: messenger RNA, 252 nt
Organism: Sclerotinia sclerotiorum 1980 UF-70
Lineage: Eukaryota; Fungi; Ascomycota; Leotiomycetes; Helotiales; Sclerotiniaceae
Exons: 3
Coding region: 1-252 (83 amino acids)
Source: RefSeq, a predicted model, not a curated record